Lichtheimia ornata is the source of this 7275-nucleotide messenger RNA. RefSeq lists its product as uncharacterized. Lineage: Eukaryota; Fungi; Mucoromycota; Mucoromycetes; Mucorales; Lichtheimiaceae. The transcript is spliced from 20 exons. Bases 1 to 7275 code for a protein of 2424 amino acids. The record is from RefSeq and is a predicted model, not a curated record. Gene Ontology annotation, molecular function: ATP binding; protein binding; phosphorelay sensor kinase activity. Gene Ontology annotation, biological process: protein phosphorylation; phosphorelay signal transduction system.
AUGUCCAAUUCAGGAUCAGGCACUGGUUCUCUACCCGAAUGGACGGGUGCAUUGGCAACCAACACUCUGCACAUUACUGGCUACCAUUUCAAAUCGGUGGUGACCCCUUGUUUAACGCAUGGCGAGAAUGUUGACAUUGUUCACGGCUACAGGAUAUCCAAUAAGAAACCAGUGAUGGCCAAAGUAUCGAAUAAUUCACUUCAAUUGGAACGCGAAUUUUAUGGCAUGAAAAGACUGUACAAUCUUCCUGAUGGACCAACAUACAUCGUCCGACCUAUCGAAUGCAUCAACUUGUCAAGCGGUCUUUCAGUGGCCAUUUAUGCAAAUGAUGGAUACACGUCAUGGUUACAUCAACAACAGCGACGUGCAUCAGAUGAAUUGCUACAAGAUUCAAGCAACAGCAGUGAUCCAGGAUGGGCACCAGCAGCAGCAACAAGUAGUGGUGGUGGUGGUGGUGGUGGUGGUGGUGGUGGAAGUAGUGGAGGUGAUAGUAGUUGUAGCAGCAGCAACAACAACUCCAUACGAACGCGGGCUAUGAUGAUGCUGCGUCAUAGUGCAGGUGACGUCCCUACUUUGGUUACUCCUUGUCCUGAACAACAACAGCUGGUAUCCAUGCACUGUGAUCUCGGCUCCUUUUUACGAUUUGCCAUCAAAUGCACCGAUUGUCUCGAAUUUAUCCAUCGCAACGACACCGUUCAUGGCGAGAUUAGAUUAUCAGCUUUUCAAUGGAUCGAUGAACAACAACAAGAAGAGGAAGCGGCUGUCAAGAUGUGGAAUUUUGGAUCGGGGAAAUCAUUCGAGACUUACCUUACAAGUGAAGGGUGGAAAAAGGCAGCCAACAACAAGCACAUGACAUACGUGCUCCAGAAUCUUCUCAUGUACAUGAGUCCUGAGCAGACGGGUCGUACAACCUAUUUACCGGAUCAUCGUUCCGAUAUUUAUUCUCUUGGAAUCGUUUUCUUCACCCUAUUGACACAACAAUCACCAUUCGAUGGAGGUCCUCUCGAAGUACUCAACAGCAUCGUCAGCCGAAAGGUGCCUCUUGUUCAUGAAUUGAGAGUCGAUAUCCCCGAAGUGCUCUCACACAUUAUUGAAAAGAUGACGAGCAAGGCACCUGACGAUCGUUAUUCAAGCGCACAUGGCGUACGUGCUGAUUUAAAGGAAUGCCUCAAGAGGCUCACCAAUGAUGAUGAUCCCGAUAGCACAGAGACCAUUUCACCAUUUCCACUGGGAAAGCAAGAUAUCGCAUCCGUGUUUACACUCCCAAAGACCAUUUAUGGACGCCAUGCUGUGAUAUCCAAGUUGAAUCAUGCCAUCGAGCGUUAUGUGGCAGAGUAUCGACCAACACGCGUGCACAACAACAACAACUCAGCCAACCAUGACAAAGCAUCGGUUUCGGGAACAACAAACAGCACCCAUUUUAGCAGCAGCGAAAGUGUUUCGGAUGGAUGCAGCAAUAGCGAGGUAUCUAGUCAAGCUGGUGGUAGCUUCAACAGAUCAACGUCUUUGCGCUACAGUGGCUGUGGGGGUGACCAAGGGAGCGAUGAAGCGACUAGUAUACAUGGAGGAACAGUAGCAAGCAAUAAGCAAGGCGGUACAAGGAUUGUGAGCUUAUAUGGACCUGGUGGAAUAGGCAAAUCAACCAUGUUUACUGCCGUCCAAGCAACUGCUAGGAAAAGUGGAUACAUCGCAAGUGUCAAGUAUGAUUCGAGAAACAAGGUCCCUUAUAGCGGUGUGCUGCGAUCAUUGUCGCAAAUCCUCCAGCAAAUCCUGUCAGAGACCGAAGCUGAUAUUCGCAUGUUUUAUGAUCAUCUCAAGGCGCACCUCGGUUCCCAGUUUUGCAACAUUGCCCUGCUCACAGACUUUGUACCUGAGCUGAAAGCGCUUUUGGAUCCUGGCAGCAUCAAAACGGAGGAGUCAAGCGAUGCGUAUCAAAUGGAUAAUGUUGAAGCUCAGGCCCGAUUUCACAACCUCUUUGUCGAGAUUCUUCGUGCUGUCACUCAUUGGCGUAUGGUUACUCUUUUUCUCGAUGAUUUACAUCAAGCAGAUGACCAUUCAAUCGAGAUUAUUGACAGCUUGAUCAUUGCAAAAGUGAGGAUUCUCAUCCUUGUAUCUUACCGAGACCAAGAAAUCACGCCCAAGUUGGGAGAGAUGUUGGAGAAGGAAGCACCAUGCAUUGAAUUCAUCAAGGUGGACGCAUUGGAUACGGAUUCCAUGGUUGACUUUUUAUGCGACACUUUGCAUCGGUCAAGAGAGGAGAAUCGUGAAGACGUCGUACCACUCGCUGAGAUCAUUAUCAAAAAGACAGCCGGCAAUGCAUUCUACACGGCACAAUUAUUACGCACACUCGAACGCAAAAAGCUCAUCUUUUUCAACUGGGAGCGCAAUGAAUGGGAUUUUGAUCUGGAAAAGAUUCAGGAUGGUACCAGUUACAGCGUGCAAGCGAAUAUGCAACUCGACGUCUCGUUUAUGGUUGCCCGAUUGAAGGAGUUAUCGCGUGACAGCCAACAAGUGUUGAAGUGGGCAUCGUUUGUGGGAGAUACGUUUUCAUGGACCACUGUUAAAACCUUGAUGGAGAGUUCAGAUGCAGCUGACGAUAGUAGUAUCGGCUCGGAUGGCAACGUAUUACCUGACACCAUGACAUUGGAUGAUGAUGGAUCAGUAUCAACCGAUAUCGGCUCUGUGGAAACAGUGGUGGAUACAUCUUCGGCAAUGCGAUCAUUAUCAAUCGGUCAACAACAACAGCGACCAUGUCAACGUCCCACUACGCUCACCAAUUCUCGAGCAACAUCAUCAACAACACUCAAUGACCCCAUGAAUGGAUUGCAAUCGGUGCUGCAAGAAGGAUACAUCAUGCCAUUAGGAGAUGAUGAGUUCAAGUGGAGCCAUGAUCGAAUUACACAAGCUGCUGGUGAAUUGGCUAGUCCAAAGGCUCGUAGUAGAAUCCAUCUUGCUAUUGCACAACAUAUGAUGAAAGAGAACCACACAGACACUUUUCUUAUUGCGGACCACCUCUUGAAAUGUCGAAGUUUAUUGGAUGGAAUGGAAGACAAAGAGCCAUAUCGGAAGGUGUUGAUUGAGGCUGGCAACAAAGGACGUUCGUCUGGUGCUCAUCGUAUGGCGUUCGAUUUUUACAACACUGCCAUCGAGCUUGCUGAUCAUGCCACUGAGUGGCAAGGAGACGAGAAUUACAGCAUGACACUACAUCUUUAUACCAAUGCCGUAUCACUCAGUUGGGUGGUGGGUCAAUAUGAGCGCACCGAGGAGCUCCUGGAUGUUAUCUUUGCACAUGCACGCACGCCAUUUGAUCGAAUGCCGGCAUACCGUGUCCAAUCAAAAUACUGUUUCAGUUGUCAGAUGCAUGAUAAAGGACGUGAAGUGCUCCAUCGAUGUCUUGAGGAUCUUGGUGAAGAUAUGGAGAAAUUCAAUUCGUGUACGGAUCAAGAGCUCAAGGAAUUGUAUGAUGAUGUGGAGCGCACCAUGGUGGAAAUGGGUUCAGAGCAAGUCAUCAAUAUGCCAGCAUGUGAAGAUCCUUUGUUGCGUGGAAUCGUUUCAAUCAUGGAAGAACUGUGUGCACUUGCUUAUUGGGGAGGGCAAAAGAAGGAACUUUAUUAUUGCUCCAUGCGAAUUGUUCAAUUGUCAUUGGAAAACGGGAUCUCACCAGGAACAGGUGGAGGCUGUGAGUUUUGUGGAAUUGCGUAUGCUACAUUGUACAAAAAGUACAUAUUUGCAGAGGAAAUUGGUGCAAUUGGAUUAGCCUUGAUCGACAGGCAUGGUGGACCUUAUGAGAAAGGACGAGCGUAUAUGCAAUAUGCCGUAUUCAACAUCCGUUGGAAAUACCAUCAUCGUGAAGCACUCAAGUACUUUGACGCUGGUAUCAACAUUGCUUAUUCAGCUGGUGAUCGUAUCUUUAUGGCCUUCAACCAAGUCCAUCGGCUGGUCAUCCUCUUUGGACUCAAUCGAAAUCUAGCGGACACGCUUCACGAAGCCGAGAGCAACUAUGAAGAUAUCCAUGGAUGGUCAGCAUCGAUCGACAGCAACAUGUUCGCUAUGACGAUUGUGAGAGUUUGCAAGGCUUUGCAAGGUCAUACAUUUAUCGAUACGCCCGAAGUGUUUGAUGGCGAGGAUGGAUUCAAUGAUGCACAUUUUCUCAAGGAGAGUUGCAAGCAUAGCUCUAAUCCUGAGUUACUUGUGAAUUGGUAUGAGGCGUUCAAGAUCAUUCCACAGACACUAUACGGCCACCUUGAUGCUGCUCUUGAAACUGGAUUUCGCGGUGCUGCCGAAGUGGAUGGUCAUCCUUGUCAUCGUCAUACACGUAUACUUCUUCACUAUUUCUCUUUGGCGCUUACCAUGAAAUUACGUGAAGACAACCUGGAUCCUGAGACAAGAAACAAGUAUUUGGAGCAAGUCAAGGAGAACCAGGCAAAGGUUUAUGAGUGGGCAGAACAUAGCCGCAUCAACUACAUGAUGUAUUGGACCCUGAUUGAAGCUGAACUUGCCAGUAUGGAAAGCAACAUUGUUCGUGCAUGUCGUUUAUACGAGGAGGCUAUUGAUCAAGCACGUGAAGGUGGAUGGCAUCUUGCUGUGUGUAUAGCACACGAAUGCUCUGGCAUGUUUUACGAGAGGAUUGGAUUACGCAAUGUCGCCUACAACCUUAUCAAAAAGGCGAUCGACUUGUAUAUCUGCCACGGCGCUUAUGGCAAAGCACGACAUCUCAGCAACAUUCGUGCAGAUUUAUUGGCAGAGUUCGAUGAUAAUAAUUGCGACGCUCAUGAAGCUGGUGUUCAAACCGAUCUCCCUUAUCUUGGACAUCAAGCUGCCAGCAGCACAUUGGGCCCUUCAAGCUAUGAUCAACAACAACAACAGCAGCAUCAUCAUCAUCAUCAGGGUAAUGAACCCUAUAUGGCUGAUACCAUCAUCCCACCGGUGACAACAGAGGAGACGCUAAUGACCCUUGACAUUGUCGAUAUGGCAUCCAUCCUAAAGAGCUCUCAAGUCAUGUCUUCUGAGAUCAAGUUUGAAAAUUUGAUGACAGCGAUGAUGAACAUUAUCCUGGAAAAUUCUGGCGCUGAACGUGGAGCUCUCAUUCUAAAGAAUUCUGUCAGCACAAAUGGAGGAAAUGGCUAUAGCAAGGAUCCAAAGUACGCUGUAUAUGCAUAUCAUCAACAAGGGAAUAAGGAGGCUAUCACCUAUACCCCACCACGUCAAUUGUCUGAAUCGGAUGAUCUUGUAUCCAGUCGUAUCAUCAAUCACACCAUCCACACGCGUGAGAGUAUCUUUAUAUCAGAUGUUGAGCAAGAUCAGCGAUUUGCCGUGGGACCUUGGUUUGAGCGUUCUGGUCGAAAGUCCAUCAUUUGCAUGCCAAUCAUUCAUAAGAACAUGGUCGUCGGGUGUCUAUUUAUCGAAGGUUCAGUGGGUCUCUUCACACAGCGGCACAUCACAGUUCUUGGCUUGCUAUGUCAGCAAAUGGGUAUUUCCAUCACCACGGCCUUUUUGUUCAUGUCGGUGAAACAAGUAACCAAUGACAAGAUCAAGAUGAUUGAAACGCAAAAGCAAGCACUAGAGGAAGCUCGCAAGAGCAAAGAGGCGGCUGACAAGGCGACUAGGCUACGAGAGAUCUUUUUAGCCAACAUGAGUCACGAGAUCCGAACGCCAUUUUCUGGUUUCUAUGGCAUGAUUUCAUUACUUGCGGACACCAAUCUCAAUGAAGAACAGCUCGACUUGGUGAAAACAGCCAAAGGAUCGUGUGAAGGAUUACUUCAGAUCAUUGAUGAUCUUCUCAACUUUUCAAAGCUGCAAGCUGGCAAGGUCUCGUUGGAUUUGGCACCUGUUGUUGUCGAGGACAUGAUUGUGGAUGUGAUCGAGAUGCUUAUUGCUAUGGCUGUACAAAACCGGAUCAACGUGACUUAUACGGUGGCGAAUGAUGUACCACCCGUCAUACUUGGUGAUGCCAAUCGAUUGAGGCAGAUCAUUAUCAACCUACUUGGCAAUGCAAUGAAGUUUACAGACAAAGGCGAAAUUAGUAUACGAUGCAGCAUUGAUAAGCGAGCCACAAGUACAAAGGCACAAAAAGACACAGUACCGCUAUUAUUUGAAGUCAUUGAUACUGGCAUUGGAAUCAGUGAGGAACAACGUAAAGUGCUAUUUGUACCCUUUUCUCAGGUGGAUGGCAGUACAACGCGACGAUACGGUGGUACAGGUCUCGGAUUGUCGAUUUGCCUUCAGCUGGUUGAGUUGAUGUCGGGCCGUAUUGAUGUGAAAAGCAAGCCGGGUGAAGGCUCCAACUUCAACUUUACCAUUUGGGUUCAAGGUCUAUCGGCUGAAUCGGACCGGUACAACAAUGACAUUGGCAACUUUUUGAAUACAUUACGGGAUACACGAGUCAUUGUGGUUGACAAGCAUCUUUCAACGGUGGAAAUGAUACGGCAUUUGCUUCCAACGGUCAAGGUGGAUGGUGCGUGCACUGUGGAACAUUUACAGCAGCUACAUCAAUCACCCCAUUAUGACGCUAUUAUCAUCGGCAUGUUUUUGAUACAGCCCUCAGAGCGACAAGCGUGGUCAAGUCAUAUAAAGAUGCUUGUGGAUCAAGUUGGAUGUGGCAUGAUUAUGCAUUACCCAAGUGGUAGUCAAAUGAACGGUGAUUUCAACCAUGAUCUUCAAUCAACGCUCUCCAAUUCACGCACAGGUGAUAGUAGUCGUUCAUCCCACAACACCAUUUCACGGAUUGCAAUCCCACUACGACGCCAAAAAUUGCUCCAGACCUUGGUCGAUAUGACACGACUACGUUCUUCUUCAACGGGUUCUCCCAUCAUUUCAUCCUCAGCGACAACAAAAAGCAGCCGGCCUGCCAACCUAAUUACGGAUGAGGAGCGUGCUCUCUUUAGCACUAUGCAUAUCCUUGCAGCAGAAGAUAACCCGGUAGCACAAAAAUUACUCUACAAACAAUUGACGCGUUUGGGAUUUCAAGUCGAGUGCGCAAACAAUGGAUUAGAAGCAGUGGAAGCGUGGCUAAAGCAUCCACCUGGUUACUUUCAAAUGGGUUUUUUCGACCAUCAUAUGCCUAGGUGUGAUGGUGUUGAAGCAACGAAAAAGAUUCGUGAGAUUGAAAAGGAGCACCAAUGCAAGGCUCGAUUACCCAUUGUAGCGCUGACUGCCGAUGUACAGCAAAGUGCAAAAGAGACAUGCCUUAACGCAGGAAUGGAUGCGUACAUCACGAAGCCAAUGAAUCAAAAAUCGCUAGCAGAAGCAUUACGUGCAUAUUGUAAAAGAUCAUAG